UUUCCCCCCGACGCGCGGCUUAUAUAAAAUGCGAGGAAGGAAUGAUGAAUGGCACAAAUGUUCUGCUGCGCGCACACAGGUGCCUUGAAGAUGAGGUGGCUCGUCGUUGCCUUUGCUGCUUGCAGUUUUGUGGCGGAUGUCUACUGUGCCGACGACACAAUUGCUUGGUGUUACCACCUUCCAUCUUGCAGUUACACCCAAUGGCCAAUAAUUUCCGCGGAAUUUUGCAACGGGAGCAGACAAUCGCCCAUUAAUAUUGUGACCUCGGCGGUCACAGUCAAUGAAAGUCUGAAUGAUUUCGCCUUCACAAACUUCGGCAAUACGAACGUGCUGGACAAUAUCACCAACACUGGCAAAACUGUGAAAGUGAACUUCAAAUCCGGGGUGCAGGUUUCCGGGGGAGGUCUCUCCGAGACCUACGACAGCCUGCAGUUCCACUUGCACUGGGGCAACCGCAGCAACGUACCUGGCUCCGAGCACGCCGUGAAUGGAGUCCGCUACCCCAUGGAGUUGCACAUUGUCAACAUCAAGUCCAGCUUCAACGGGAACACGACCGCAGCCGUCAAUGACCCCAUGGGAGUCGCCGCUCUCGGCUUCUUCAUUGAGGUACUGCCGAACACGACCGGCCAACCUGCCAGCUGGAAGACGCUCACCAGCUACCUGCAGAACAUCACGUUGGGUGGUGACAUUGUCAAUAUGACGCCAGGACUCUCCCUGAAUGAUUUGCUGGAUGGAGUGGAUCGCAGCCAGUAUUAUCGCUAUUUGGGCUCGCUCACGACACCCAAGUGUUUCGAAGCCGUGGUCUGGACUGUGUUUAAGGAGUCCAUUAAAGUCAGCGAAGACUUGAUCGACAUGUUCAGCACAAUGCUGCGUAUCGGAAACCAAACAUCGGAAAUCAUGGUCAACGUCUUCAGGGGCCUCCAGACCACACAGGCCGUCACCACUCGUUCGUCGAAUUCGGGCUCCGGCGGAUCCGGCGGCGCCUCCGGCUCUUGCGUGUCCCUGGCCCUGCUGGCUCUCAGCCUGUUCCUGGGGAGCAGUUACUAACCCAGUUGUGAAACCAGUUUGCCAAAGUGGCCUGCCUUCGACGGCGCGUAAUCAUCCCGGCUGUUUUGGUUUGUUUUUUUUCUCCCCUACCCCAAUAUGUGCGAGUAACCGAAUCGACGGUAAUGAAGGAAUGCAACAUUCUGUCUCGUUAAUUCUGCAUUUUUUUAAUGCGGGAUGUGUGUGUGCGUGUGUGUGUGUGUACACGCACACACACAGUGUAUAAUUUAAGCUUUUUAACGGCAGCUGCCACCGAGAUCUAACCUACUAUUUAUGAUCUUAAGUCUAUGUGAAUGUGUUCCCUGAUGCAGGAAUACCGGAAAUCAUGAAGGUUAAUAAAAACUUGAAGGACCAGCUGUGGGCUCGAAAGUCCGA
Messenger RNA from Hippocampus comes (tiger tail seahorse), 1419 nucleotides. RefSeq names its product carbonic anhydrase 4-like. Bases 49 to 1047 code for a protein of 332 amino acids. Lineage: Eukaryota; Metazoa; Chordata; Actinopteri; Syngnathiformes; Syngnathidae. Gene Ontology annotation, molecular function: carbonate dehydratase activity; zinc ion binding. Gene Ontology annotation, cellular component: plasma membrane. The transcript is spliced from 9 exons. The record is from RefSeq and is a predicted model, not a curated record.